GCAAUGACAUUCUUCUUAGAUCAGCUAUUCCAAGUAAUACUUCAGUAGUGAAUGUAACUGUUCUUGGUAGUUCACCAUCAUCUAAUCCAGAAAAUUAUCAUGAUAAAUUUCUUUUGGUUGAAAAUACCACAGGACAAGGAGCAUUUUUAGAUAUUACUCAUAUUAUUCUUACAGAUUGGAAUGGUGGAGCAGCACCAGCAAUUAAUUUAU
Molecule: messenger RNA, 210 nt
Organism: Dentiscutata heterogama
Lineage: Eukaryota; Fungi; Glomeromycota; Glomeromycetes; Diversisporales; Gigasporaceae
Source: the annotation of a GenBank genome assembly